GACGCCGGCGUCGUAGGCUGAGGUGGCAGCUGUCCCGCAGUCAUGGAGCUGCCGCAGAUGCCGGAGCUGAUGGGGCUGUCCCUCCUGGUGGGGUUGCUGGCCCUGGUGGCCACCGCGGCCGUGGCGCGGGGCUGGCUGCGGGCCGAGGAGAAGCCCAGCCAGCCCAUCUGUCAGAAAGAAAACGAAUCCAAGAAGUCAGUAUCCAAGAAGCAGAAACAGAAUCAGCGGAUUCGUAAGGAGAAGCCUCAGCAGCACAACUUCACCCACCCCCUCCUGGCCGCAGCACUGAAGAGCCACAGUGGGAAUAUAUCUUGCAUGGACUUCAGCAGCAACGGCAAGUAUCUGGCCACCUGUGCGGAUGACCGCACUGUCCGUAUCUGGAGCACCAAAGAUUUCCUUCAGCGGGAACACCGCAGCAUGAGAGCCAACGUGGAGCUGGACCAUGCCACCUUGGUGCGCUUCAGCCCUGACUGCAGAGCCUUUAUUGUUUGGCUGGCAAAUGGGGAUACUCUCCGUGUUUUUAAGAUGACCAAGCGAGAAGAUGGGGGCUUUACUUUCACAGCCACCCCGGAGGAUUUCCCUAAAAAACACAAGGCACCCAUUAUCAACAUUGGCAUUGCUGACACAGGGAAAUUCAUCAUGACUGCCUCCAGUGACACGACUGUCCUCAUAUGGAAUCUGAAAGGUCAGGUGCUGUCCACAAUCAACACCAACCAGAUGAAUAACAGUCACGCUGUUAUCUCCCCAUGUAGCAGGUUUGUGGGUUCGUGUGGCUUCACCCCCGAUGUGAAGGUCUGGGAGGUCUGCUUCGGGAAGAAGGGAGAGUUCCAGGAGGUGCUGCGAGCCUUUGAACUGAAAGGUCACUCUGCGUCUGUCCACUCUUUCGCCUUCUCCAAUGACUCUCGGAGGAUGGCCUCUGUCUCCAAGGAUGGCACAUGGAAGCUAUGGGACACAGAUGUGGAAUACAAGAAGCAACAGGACCCCUACUUGCUAAGGACAGGCCGCUUUGAAGAGGCGAGUACCAUGCCUUGCCGCCUGGCACUCUCCCCUGACACCCAUGUCCUGGCCUUGGCCAGUGGCACCAGUAUUCAUCUCUUCAACACACGGCGUGGGGAGAAGGAGGAGUACUUCGAGUGUGUCCACGGGGAGUGUAUUGCUGACUUGACUUUUGACAUCACAGGCCGCUUCCUGGCCUCCUGUGGGGACCGUGCAGUUCGACUCUUCCACAACACCCCUGGCCACCGGGCUGUGGUGGAGGAGAUGCAGGGCCUCCUGAAGCGGGCAUCCAGCGAAAGUACCCGCCAGAGGCUGCAGCAACAGCUGACCCAGGCCCAAGAGGCGCUAAAGAGCCUGGGUGCCCUGAAGAAGUGACUCUGGCUCUGGAUGGGUCUCGCUGUCUGCUCCAGUGACCACUUCCUCCCAGGUGCCCCUGGGAUGGAGACCUGGAGGAACCUCCCAAUUUUCUUCCUGGUGACCCCUGUUUUUUCCUAUUGAAACUAUUCUUGCAUACUCCGAUUCUUCUCUCUCUGUCUCUCUCUCUCUCCUUGUUUGACUCUUCCUAGACUGAAAGGUGCUGUUUUCUCACAGGCCCAAGGGGGGAUCCAUCUUCACCUAGCACUGAGAAAAGUAAUAGAAAAAGACAGAACAAAGCUCUUGACAGUUUGGCAAAAGACCCUGACACCCAAAGAAGUUUGUCAGUGUAGAAGUUUGUCACCAGGAGCACGUUGCUGUUUUAGAAGAGUACAGAUGUGUUUUAUAAUGCUGCAUGGUGAGCCUCCAUCUGGACCAGGCUACUCAUAGUAGCAAGAAGCAAUUAAGGACUGGUCUUUGUCGGCAUUGGUCUGUAAUCUUAGCACUCUACAGGCAAAGGCAAGAGAUCAGUGGUUCAAAGCCAGCUUGGACUACAUAGUGAAUUCUAGGUCCUCCUGGGCUCCAUAUGGAGAGAAACCUUGAUGAGAUUGUUUUUCCCUGGGCUUCAGUUUUCUUAUUUGUAAAAUGGGGAACGAUGCUCUCUGUGGCCUUCCUGCAAAGCUGCUGUGAGGCUAAGAGUGUGUUCCCACACAUGGAGUGUAGCAGUGCUGUCCAGUGUCAUUAACUACCAGGUAAACAUGGGACGAAACCGGUGUUCUGCAAGCCAACUAGGUAGAGCCACAGCCCUUGUGAAGGCCGAGUUUCCUAGGGCUCUGCUUGCUCAUUCAUCUUGGAUAAAUCUGGUGGUUUGGUUCACGUGCCUCGAGAAGUAAUGCCGUCUCAAGAUGGUGCUCCUCUCUCUUGGAGACUUCUUGAACUCAUCACUUGAGUGCCUGCUUCAUGGGACUAGCUAGUGAUGCUGGCUAACACAGACAAGACUGGGCCUGCUGCCAAGGAUAAAAGCUGGUGGGAGGACCUAGAGGCUGGUGUCUGUGACGUGCUUUUUGUUCAUUGACAGCUGCAGGGGAGGUGGUAGACGUAAGGCUUGACCUUAGUGAAUCCAGGACAAUAAUGGGGAAUGAAGGAAAUACACCCACUAAUAAAUUGGGUCUCAGCCAUGUACAUUUGAAGACUGCUUGGAUCCAAGGGGUGAGGAAGAUGUCAGGAAUCUAGGAAGGCUUGAAUCUAGCAAAAAGUACCCAUCCCUGUUAGUUUUGACGCUCACUUAAAAGUAAAACCACUUCCGGCCGUCCUCAAUGCUACAGGAUGUUUAGAACAAGGCACAACCCUGAAGUUGACCUUGAUGGCUCCCUUGUCACCCUCUCCUUCCACCACUGCUGCUACAUCCAGAUGGCCUGCAGCAUCUGCUGUCUCUCCCACUCUUCUGUUACCAUCCCGGUCUUAGCCACUGUCCUGUACUUUGUGGAUAGUACUUGUUUCCAACCGCAUUACUUCAAGUCACCUUCUACAUAGUUUAGCCAGCCUUGGGAAAACAAAAAUGUCUUUUUGGAUCACGCCGUUCCCCAAAGGUCUCCCUCUCUUCUUGGAAUGAAACCCCAAACCCUCCUUGUGGCCUGCAUAGUGUCGUGAAAUUUAGCCUCUCUUGUGAUCUUUCUUUGCCGUGGUCCAUCCCACCCCAUUCUUCCUGUUCUUCACUAACAGGCAGUUGGCAGGCUCCAGGUAUGCUGCCAGCAUUUUUCCUUUCUGUUGGCAGACUUGUCAAUGCGAUUCAGUCCUUGUAACUUUCUCUUGAAAACAGUUGCCUCCCUUACCCACUUCCUCCGAAGUAGCCCUUUCCACCAAUCCUGUCCCACCUGGUGCCCUGGUGUUUUUCCUUCUUUUGUAUGACUUGGUGCUUUCUGAAACCAUCUUGUCUGGCUAUGUGUUUGCUCCAGUGUCAGUGACAAGGGCAGUCGAGUGGGGAGCAGGAGUGGGAAUUAGGCCCGUUACCUGGUUGUGAGAUGGGAGGAAACGGUAGAGACUGUACUGGGCUGCUGUCUAUUGUCCUGGCUGCACAGUGGGUAGGAGCCACUACUUCCUGUUAAGAAUCCCGCAAAAGUUGCCAGUUUCAGAGAAGUUAGAUGUUGGCACUGCCCUUCUCAAGGAGGCUCCAUUGUGAAUUACACUAAACCCUGACAGGAGGAGGUAACUCAGCAAGGCUUCUUCCUUGCUUUUCCUUUUGCAGUCCUGGGAAUGGAACCCAGGGCCUCAUGCAGGGGAGACAAAGAGCUCUGCUGCGAGCCAUGCCGCAACCCCUUACUGGGAGGCUCUCUGCUCAGCCCCAGCCCUCACUGGGCAAAUGCUUUGCCACUGGCCCUCUAGCACCAGUUUGUAAAAUUGCUGACGAAUUUGUUGGAGCAGAAUACUUGUUAGUGUGCCUUGCUCUGGGUCCCAAGUCAACUAGCAGGACGAAGUAAGCUCUCAAUAAAUGGAACUCAGACCAGAAGCAGUAACCGAACUUUUGAUAUUUUUUUUUCUGCACUCUGCUCUCUAUUGUGGAUUCAGGUUUCUGAUGAGAUCAGUCAUACUGAGGGUUGUGUGACGGUCACACGUGGUUUGGGCUUCCAACUACACAGCCGUGCCUCAGACUUGUGUGUGCACGUGGGGUCUGGGGGGCAUCUGCUCUGGCUGCCAGAAGCAGCUUGAAAACGCCUCCGCUUGCUUCUGCACUCCUUUCGGGAAGUAACAGGCGUUGUGGCUGCAGAGUAGUGAACCCAAGCCUAGUGAAGUAGGAAUCUGCUCCUGAAUUGGCCAAGUCACUGACCUGUGGCCUAGAGUCCGCUAACCACAGAGGUUGCCAGAGUUUGUCUCCUCAUCUGUAAAAUGGGAAUAAAUGUUGUUCUGCUACCUUGCCAUGUUGAUUCUUUGCUUAUGUAUUACACAGGAUUAGACAUGUAGUCUUGCCGCAACCCCAUUUUUUGUGUGUAUUGGAGACAAUGACUCACUUUGUAGUCUUGGCUAGCCUGGAAUUCAUAGAAAUCCACCUGCUUGGCUUCCUGAGUGCUUGGUUUUAAGGUAUGUGCCGCCAUACACAGGUCUUUUUGCCUGUAUUUUGAGCUAAUGUUUCAGUAAGUUGCCUUUGAUCUUGAGAUUCUCUAGCUUGACACCCCCCUGAGUAGCAGGGCUGACAGGCCUGCAUCUCCAUCCCUGGGAGCCCUGAGUUCAUAAUGAGCUGAACAUUACAAAGGGUCACUGCCCAGACUGCCCAGGGAUAGAAGAGAGCUGUUCUUGUUGCCCUAGGAAAAAUGUCUGGCUAUUAAUAGAGACUGCCAAGCUUUUAUGAUCCUCAAAGCAGAGGCAGCAUUGAUCUACACAAGGUGUGGCGGUGCAUGCUUGGAGCCCGAGUACUUAGCAGGUUGGAGAACCAUGAGUCAGCUCUGCAUAGACUGGCUAGAACAGUUCAUUUAUUUUGGCUUUUUGAGACAGGGUUUCUCUCACUCUGUAGACCAGGCUGGCCUCAAACUUUACAAUGAUCCACUUGCCUCUGCCUCCCAAGUACUGGGAUUAAAGGCAUAUGCCACCACUGUCCGGAUCUAAAACACGAAAUUUAAUACGAAUUUUGAAGCUUUUUAAUUUUUAAGGUGUGGGAGAGCUAAACAUGGUGGUGUAAAGGCUAGCCAACUCCAAUCCUGGGAGGGAAACCACAAAGUCCACUUAGACAAACACCUGAUGGCACCCCCCCCCCCAUCCUCACCCUUCACCGCCACCCCCACCUUAGCAAUAGCCAGUCAGGCUACAACAACCGGGUCAAGGUACACACAGAUAACCUAAGACAUCCUGCAGAGAAAAGAUAACCUACCCAUCCCGCUUGUCAGGCGGUUUUGCCCCCAUAUUUGGUUCCUAGAGAUUACAACAGAAAUGCAGCUUUUAGGGCUGGAGAGAUGUCUUAGAGGUUAAGAACACUAUCCGCUUUUCCAGAGGUCCUGAGUUCAAUUCCCAGCAACCACAUGGUGGCUCAUAGCCAUCUAUAAUGAGAUCUGGUGUCCUCUUCUGGCCUGUAGAUAUACAGGUCACUGUAUACAUAAUCUUUCAAAAAAAUUCAGUUUUUAAAAUAUUAAUUUGCUGACCCGGAUGGAAUUCCCCAAGCUUGCUGUAGCCACAAUACAUACCCUGUACCCCUAGACUUGAGGCUCUCAUUUCUGACCUGCUAUGUCGAUGAUGGUGAGAGUCCUUGCUCUGGAGCUCCUAAUAAAGACCCUUAUGUGUUUACACCAGAA
Messenger RNA from Rattus rattus (black rat), 5627 nucleotides. It is a transcript of the gene Tbl2, whose product is annotated as transducin beta like 2. Gene Ontology annotation, cellular component: endoplasmic reticulum. The transcript has 7 exons. Gene Ontology annotation, biological process: endoplasmic reticulum unfolded protein response. Gene Ontology annotation, molecular function: protein binding. Bases 43 to 1371 code for a protein of 442 amino acids. The record is from RefSeq and is a predicted model, not a curated record. NCBI's taxonomy places the organism in Eukaryota, Metazoa, Chordata, Mammalia, Rodentia, Muridae.